UAACCCACCUUUAUAUCUUCAUUCCAACUGCAAACUUAUCUUCCAAAUUCCAAUUCUAGUCAUAAAUGAAGGAUGGACAGAGGAGUAGAUGCAGGUAGGAAGGCUCAAGUAGUAGUGAUCCCAUACCCCGCACAAGGCCACAUCAACCCGACUCUUGCAUUCGCCAAGUCUUUAGCCUCCAAAGGCCUUCUCGUUGCCUUCGUCACCACCACUUCCAUCGCCAAAUCAGCAACCUUCUUCGACUGCGCCUCCCUAACCCUACACACCGUGUCCGAUGGCUCCGAGCACAAGAAGGACCCAAAUUCCUUCGAGGCCUACUUCCGCCGCUUCACAUCCAUCCUCCCAGCCAGCCUCGCCCAAUUCCUCGACCAAAACCAGCGCUCCGCCUCCCCCGCCAAGCUCCUCGUCUACGACUCCACCAUGCCCUGGGCCCUCGACGUGGCCCGGGCCCGGGGCCUGCUCUGCGCGUCGCUCUUCACGAUGUCCGCGGCGGCCUCCGCGAUUUUCUACCAUUUGGGGAAUGGGGGUUUGAGGUAUCCUUAUGAGGAACGUGGGGAGGUGAGGCUGCCUUCGCUGCCUUGUCUUGGGGUCAAGGAUUUGCCUUACCUCGCUGCGUUUAUGGAUGACAAGCAGACCAUUCUCAAACAUCUCUGUGGCCAGUUCUUGAAUCUUGACAAGGCGGAUUGGAUCUUCAUCAACACGUUCGACAUGCUCGAGAAAGAGAUAUUAGAGUGGAUGACCAAAAAAUGGCCAAUUAAGACCAUCGGCCCAACCAUCCUCCUAAACCACAAAGACGACAACAACAACAAGCACACCACCAUCAACAUGUUCGAACCGAAACACGACGCCUGCAUCACACAAUGGCUCGACUCGAAAGAACCCGCCUCCGUCGUCUACGUCUCCUUCGGCAGCGUCGCCUCCCUCGGAAAGCCGCAGAUGGAGGAGCUCGCGCACGGCCUCGCAGCCACCAACCGCCCCUUCCUGUGGGUGGUCAGGGCGUCCGAGGCCAACAAGCUCCCCCGGGACUUUGACCCGGGGGAGAGGGGCCUCGUGGUGGCGUGGUGCGACCAGCCCGCAGUGCUGGCCCACCGCGCCGUGGCGUGCUUCUUGAGCCACUGCGGGUGGAACUCGACUCUGGAGGCGGUCGGGCACGGGGUGCCCGUCGUGGCCGUGCCACAGUGGAUGGACCAGAAGACGGACGCCAAGUUUAUUGAGGAUGUGUGGGGAGUUGGGGUUGGGAUGGGAUUGUGUGAGAGUGGGAUUGUGGGGAGGAAGGAGAUUGCUGUGUGCAUUGAAGGAGUUGUGGGAGGGGAGAGAGGGGUUGGGUUGAGAAGGAAGGCUUGUGAGUUGAAGAGAUUGGCUAAGGAGGCAGUGGGAUGUGGUGGGACUUCUACUAGUAAUAUUCAGAAUUUUGUUGAGGAACUUUUGCUUAGGUAG
This is a messenger RNA of Salvia hispanica, 1437 nucleotides long. Its product is annotated as UDP glycosyltransferase 9-like. Gene Ontology annotation, molecular function: quercetin 7-O-glucosyltransferase activity; quercetin 3-O-glucosyltransferase activity. The record is from RefSeq and is a predicted model, not a curated record. NCBI's taxonomy places the organism in Eukaryota, Viridiplantae, Streptophyta, Magnoliopsida, Lamiales, Lamiaceae.